This is a messenger RNA of Rotaria sp. Silwood1, 933 nucleotides long. Lineage: Eukaryota; Metazoa; Rotifera; Eurotatoria; Philodinida; Philodinidae. The record is from the annotation of a GenBank genome assembly.
AUGAUUAUGAUGUUAGGUUUACUCUAUAUCUUAGCAUGUUGUUUCGUGUCCAUUCAUGGUCAUGGUUAUCUAUUAGAUCCAGUAGCUCGUAGUUCAGCUUGGCUUGUCGAUCAAUCAUUUAAACAAUGUUGUACUUAUCCUAAUCAUAUGGAAAUGUUUUGUGGUGGUACUCAACAUCAAUGGAAUGUUCAUGGAGGUAAAUGUGGUAUCUGUGGUGAAUCAUACGAUAGACCAGUUAAAGUAUUUGAAAAAGGUGGAGCUAUGUAUACAGGUAAAAUUGUCAAGACAUAUAAUCAAGGACAACAAAUCGAUGUAACUGUAGUUUUAACAGCUAAUCAUAAAGGUUAUUUUGAAUUUCGUUUAUGUAAUUUGGAUAAUAAUCCAAAUUCUGAUGCAACACAAGAAUGUCUUGAUCGUCGUCUAUUGAAAAUUGCUGGUACAGAUUCAACUAAAUUUCGUGAUGUUGAUAAAUAUGGUUCACAAGCAAUUACUGUUCGUGUUCAACUUCCAUCGGAUGUUGCUUGUCGACAUUGUGUUUUUCAAUGGAAAUAUACAACAGGAAAUAGUUGGGGUACAGAUCCUGUAACGGGUCAAUCAGGUCUUGGAAUGGGCAUUGAGAAUGAAACAUUUAUGGGUUGUUCAGAUAUUUCGAUUGUUAGUAAUGGUUCACCUACUCAAACAGAACCACCUAUAGUCGUACCAACAGAAGGUCCGCCAACAACUGCUCGACCAUCACCACCACCACAACCAACAACAACAAAUGCUCCACCACCAAGUGGUUCAACUACUUGGUCAUCUAAUGGUGUUCAGUAUAAAACUGGUGAUAUAGUAUUAUAUCAAGGCGCAAAGUUUCAAUGUAUCCAUGAUCAUACAUCGUUUCUAGGAGCUGAACCAGGCAUUCUUACUUGGGCUUGGUGGAAACCUAUAAACUAA